Hyposmocoma kahamanoa is the source of this 1428-nucleotide messenger RNA. Its product is annotated as synaptic vesicle glycoprotein 2C-like. The transcript has 9 exons. Gene Ontology annotation, biological process: transmembrane transport. NCBI's taxonomy places the organism in Eukaryota, Metazoa, Arthropoda, Insecta, Lepidoptera, Cosmopterigidae. The record is from RefSeq and is a predicted model, not a curated record. Bases 43 to 1428 code for a protein of 461 amino acids. Gene Ontology annotation, molecular function: transmembrane transporter activity.
CUGAUAGCAUGUAGCGUGCUGUCUGUAGGCGUUUCACUGGACAUGUUCGGGUUCAGCGUGGUUGUGGCUUCUGGGGCCUGCGAUCUGGAGCUUGCACUGACUCAAGUUGGCGUGCUCGCGUCAGUGCCCUUCGCAGGCGUCUUCUGCGCUUUUCCAUGGGGUUAUUAUGCGGACACCCGAGGACGUCUACGGGCCCUCCUGCUCUCCGCGUCUGUGGGAUUCCUCAUGGCGGCUCUCAGCAGUUUGUCUCCCAACUGGCAGGUCUUGUUGGUGCUUAAAUUGUUCGGCUGCUUCUUUUCAACGGCUUCUAUGACCUUGACGAUGACAUACCUAGGCGAGUGCACUAUAAGCUCUGUGAGAAACCGUUACUUCAUGUAUAUGUCUGCCGCCAAUCUCAGCUCUGAGUGUGUGUUCUAUCUGAUAGCGUACUUCAUUCUACCUCUGAGCUUCAGGAUAGAAAUACCUUUCCUCUCGAUUACCUAUCGUUCGUGGCGAUUGUACACCUUUAUUCUCGCAAUACCUCUUGGACUGGGGGCCUUAAUGCUGCUGCUGUUACACGAGAGUCCAAAGUUUCUGGCCAGUCGAGGAGAGGCUGAGAAGGCCCUUAAAGUACUGCGGGCCAUGUAUAAAGCUAAUGGAGGAAAUGAAGUAGACUAUCCGGUCAAAAUGUUAAUCGACGACAACGUGGAAGCGACGUCGGAAAUCUCUUUUUGGGAGUCCUUAGUAAAGCAGACUGUGCCUUUGUUCAAGCCCCCACUUCUUUGGAGGACGCUGCAGCUGUUCUAUCUCAUGGCUCUUAGUUGUAGCAACAACAAUCUAUUUCUGAUGUGGUAUCCAGUGAUUGCGAACCAAUUUUUCAAAUCAUUCGAAACCCCCGGAUUGGAAGACAAGAGUUUUUGUGAUAGAGUUGUCGCCAAUUUGACUGGUCCCACAGACUCCGAAGGUUUUAUCUGCGACGAUACAAUUUCAACGAACACCAUAUUCGCGGGUAUACUUCUCGGUAUCACAUUCGGUGUCCUGGGAUUGAUCAUAGCUACCCUAGCGCGUUGGAGACAAUUCCUUCUCAUCGGGAUUUUUGCAUCUGCUGCCAUCUGCCUACUUCUGACCAAUAUUUUGAGACAGCCUGUCAUGAAUAUGAUUGUAUUUACUUUUAUUCAGGACACAGCAAUUUGUAUUGGACUUGUCGCUUCUUAUUUUGUGGACAUAUAUCCUACAACUCAUCGGGCUCUAGCUACCAGUCUGAGCAUGCUGUUCACGAGGAUCGUAUCACUGGGCGGCGUGAAUUUAAUGGGCAUAGUCAUCGUAGAACACUGCAUAGUUACCUUCUACGUCUGUGCUCUUUAUGUUUCCAGUGGUGUCUUGAUGUCUUUGUUUUUGCCGUCGGAAAAGAAACUGCAUAAACAACAACAACAACAGCGAAAGUCUUAA